Molecule: messenger RNA, 1571 nt
Organism: Saprolegnia diclina VS20
Lineage: Eukaryota; Oomycota; Saprolegniomycetes; Saprolegniales; Saprolegniaceae
Exons: 3
Coding region: 8-1519 (503 amino acids)
Biological process (GO): transmembrane transport
Cellular component (GO): membrane
Molecular function (GO): xenobiotic transmembrane transporter activity; antiporter activity
Source: RefSeq, a predicted model, not a curated record
UUCGACGAUGACGACGACCGAGAUCGCCGACGUCUUUGAUCUGCGCACCGAGCUGCUGCCGUUCCUGGGCUUGUCCCUUCAGCUCGUCAUUACGAGCAUGGCACGGCUCGCCAUCAUGGUUAUCGAUAGCGCCUUCCUCGGACACCUCGGUACGAACGAGCUCGCGGGUGCGUCCCUUGCGACGCUCUGGAUCGAGCUUCCGCUCUGCACGGUCUGGGGCAUGGCCUCGGCUCAGAUCGCGCUCUGCGGCCAAGCGUACGGCGCCAAGAACUACUUCCUUAUGGGCAUCUGGCUGCAAAUGGCGCUCAUCUUGAUCACCGUCUUGGCCGUGCCGACAACCGUGUGGUACUUCUUCCUCGGCGGUAUUCUGCACCACACGACCGACGAUUCCGCUGUCAUCGCCUUUGGCGCGCGGUUCGCCGAGCUCUUGUCGCCAAGCAUUUGGCCGCUCCUCGCGUAUGUCUGUCUGCGUCAGUACCUCCAAGCCAUGGGCGUCGUCAUGCCCACCACCAUCAACGGCAUCGUCUGCAUCGGUAUUGAUGUCGGAGCCAACUACCUCCUCAUCUACACGGCGGGCCUUGGCUUUGACGGAUCACCGCUUGCUACUGUCAUUGCAGCGUGGUUCCAGCCGAUCGCGCUCUUCCUCUAUGCAUUCGUCUACAAGAAGCACCACAAGGACGCGUGGGGCGGCUGGCAGCUCUCGGAGUUGACGUGGUCUCGCUGGAAGACGUUCUUCCGCAUGGCGCUGCCUCUGGGGCUCAACGACGGCUGUGACUUGCUCGCGGCCGCAGCGCUUUCGUUUGUCGUUGCCAAGAUGGGCGCCAACGUCAUUGCCACCAACGCCAUCUUGAGCAGCGUCUGGAUGAUGGUCGGUGCGAUCUUCUACGGCAUCGGGCUCGCGUCCGAGGUUGGUCUUGCCGAGCAUCUUGGCGGAGGUCGACCCCGCGCCGCUCGUGCCCGCGCCAUGAUGGGCUUUGCCGUCCUUGCACUUGCUGCUCUGCUUGUCUGCAUCGUGCUCUGGGCUGGCCGCGCUGGUGUCGUCGGUCUCUUCACGAAGGACGAGGUGCUGCUGGCCAUGUACACGGACGUCCUUCCGUGGUACAUUGCGGCUUCCAGUCUGAACGGACUUGGGAUCGGGCUCCUCACAGCACUCGAAGGCAUGGGCCAAAUGGGCUUUGUGACGAUCGUGACGGUCGUCGGACUCUGGGGCGUCCAGCUCCCACUGGCCUACUACUUUGGUAUCAUGAAGGGCCUUGGGCUUCCGGGCGUGUGGAUGGCUACGACGAUAGCCGCGGCCGUCAAGGUGACCAUCAUGGGCAUCCGCUUCCUCUUUAUCGACUGGCACAAGAUGGUUCAUGAAGCUGUGACGGGGGCUGAAGCCGGCGAGCCAAAGAUUUCGAGCACCGAAGCCAACGACCCGGCGGUCCUCGAGGCGCGCGACAGCGAGUCGAUCUACAUCAUGACGUCGUCGCCGGUCCACAGCAAGGCGCCGGACGUCGGUCACGUGACCCUGCUUUAGCUUCCUUUUGUCUGCAUCGAAUAAUCUACCAUCCCAUGACGUAUUUAACCAA